Molecule: messenger RNA, 5587 nt
Organism: Ochotona curzoniae (black-lipped pika)
Lineage: Eukaryota; Metazoa; Chordata; Mammalia; Lagomorpha; Ochotonidae
Gene: ZNF280D
Product: zinc finger protein 280D
Exons: 20
Coding region: 1543-4311 (922 amino acids)
Biological process (GO): regulation of DNA-templated transcription
Molecular function (GO): DNA-binding transcription factor activity, RNA polymerase II-specific; RNA polymerase II cis-regulatory region sequence-specific DNA binding
Source: RefSeq, a predicted model, not a curated record
AUUUUAUAGGUUAGUAUCAUUAAAAAUUAUUAAACCAGUGUUCCUUUGAUGUCACUAAUAUUUAAUCUUGAAAGGUUUAGUAUAAACAGUGUCAAAUUGAGCAGACUUUUGGGAAAGAUUUAUUUAUUUCUAUUUGAAAGGGAGAUUUAUAGAGAAGAAAGAGAAAGAUCUUCUGUCUCCUGGUUCAUUCUACAAUGGCUGCAGUCAUCAGAGUUAAGUUGAUCCAAAACCAAGAACUGGUAGCCUCCUUUGGGUCUCCCAUGUGGAAGCAGGGGCCCAGGUGUCUGGACCAUCCUCUGCAGCUUUCCCAGGCAACAACCAAGGAGCUAGAGGGGGAGUAAAACAGUCAGGGCAUGAACUGGUACCCUUAUGGGAUGCCAACACUUGCGGUGGAAGAUUAGUCUAUUAAAUUAUUAUGCUGGCCCCUGGUUGAGCAGAUUUUUCUCUAAUAAGUCUACUAUAGUGCUUAAUUAUUAAGCACAGCAUUGUCAUUUCCAGAAACUGUUGUACUUUAGGUGAGCUUUUAUUAUUAUUAUUGUUAUUAUUAUUAGGAAAACAAGAAAGAAAGUAGUAUUUAUUGUUAGGCAACACCAUUAAUCUAAUUUAAUAUCUUAAAUUUUAAAAAUAAUAUAAAUAUAUUUUCUUUAUUUUAUGAUACUGUUUAAUAGGCAUUGAGUUUUCUCCUCCCUCUCCUCCCCCAUUGUUGUCAGAUGUCCAUCGUACUGCCAUUGAGGUGUCCCCAAACAAUGUAGGGGCUUAUCUGUUAUUUUGCUGUGGGACCAUCUUUGUCUUGCAAGUAUGGGGAUACACUUCUCUCUGUUUCUGCCUAUGGACAUAUUUAUUUCUGCUGCACUUCCAUUAUACCUCCCCCUUAACGUAUAGUCCACCUUGGGUUGAGAGGAGAAAAAGAAAGAAAAAAUUUAAAUAAAAUGGAAUAGUGAAUCUUCAUCUCCAUGGUGUUGUCAAACUCAUAGCAGGGGCAUCAGUGUGAUGCUAGGGUGGUACAAAAAAGUGUCCAAUAUCUUCCUGCAGAAAUUAAUGCUAGCAUAUGACUAUGUAGGUUCAAAUGGAAGUACAGAACGAACUAGAUAAUCAUUACCCAUGGAUAGUAGUACUAACAGUGAAAAGAGGGAUACUAAAAGUCUUAGGUAAUCAUAUGCAAUCAGUCUAUCGUGAAUUGUUGAUUAAUAGGUUACAUCACAAGAUCUUAUUGUGUGUAGUACAGACAGCUUGGAAAUGUGAUAAGAUAUGAUUUUUAGAUUUGACAUCGUGUUUUCUUGUAUUAAGACAAACAUAUGAUAUCUGACCUUUUGGUAUUGGCUCAUUUCCCUUAGCAUAAUAGUUUCCACGCGGGCCCAUUUGGUCACAAGACAUGUAUAUAUAUUUUUAAUAAUGGAGUAGUAUUACGUAGAGUAGAUAAACCGUAGUUUCCUUAUCCAGUCUUCUGUUGGUGGGCAUUUUGGUUGCUUCCAAGUUUUAGUGAUUUUUGAUUGUACUGCUGUGAACAUUGGGGUGCAUAUUGCUUUUUCACGUAACAGCUCCAUGAAUUAUGUUCUUGAUAUUUUGAACAGAGUAAAUCCCAGCUCAUAUUCAAGGGGAGUAAAGAAUGGUGCAGUCAAUCGAGGUAUUUCGGCUACAUUCAAGCCCACAAAUCAGCACUAUGUGAAUCCAUCAUCAAAUCCUGUGACUCCUUCACCAGCAAAUUUUCAUCCUGAAUCUAGAUCUUCAAAUAGUUCUGUUAUUGUUCAACCUUUUACUAAAACUGGUUCUGUAACAAACUCCUUGCAAGUUGUAUCUAAUAGUGCUCCGGAGUUACUGUUUGACUUGACCCGGGAUGUAAGCUUAUCACAUUUUCAAGGUGGACCAACAGUUUCUGUAGCAGGUGUGAAUGAAAAUUCAUUUUUAUCAAAACGUCCUUCUGCUUCUGAAGCCAACAGUGUUAGUCCAAAAAAGCCCAAGCCCGGUGAAAAUGUUCCUGGAACAAAUUCUUCAGCUGUAUUCCCUUCAGUUACAUCUCCUUCAGUGACCCCUCCCCAGGCAGUGCCAUCAAAGGGUACAAAUGCCUCAUCGAAUCAAUCUAAAAAUGGAACACCUUUUCCAAAAGCUUGUCCAAAGUGCAAUAUUCAUUUCAAUCUUUUGGAUCCUCUGAAAAAUCACAUGAAGUAUUGUUGUCCAGACAUGAUAAAUAGCUUUUUGGGGCUGGCUAAAACAGAGUUUUCAAGUACAACAAAUAAAAGUAAGACUGUUGAUUCAGAGAAAGGAAAAUUGAUCAUGUUAGUUAAUGACUUUUAUUAUGGAAAACAUGAAGGAGAUGUCCAGGAAGAACAGAAGACUCAUACAACCUUUAAAUGCUUCAGUUGCUUGAAAGUCUUAAAAAAUAAUAUUAGGUUUAUGAACCACAUGAAACAUCAUUUGGAACUUGAGAAGCAGAGCAGUGAGAGCUGGGAAAACCACACCACCUGCCAGCACUGCUACCGUCAGUUUCCCACACCAUUUCAGCUGCAGUGUCACAUCGAAAGUACACACACUCCCCAUGAAUUUUCUACAAUUUGUAAAAUCUGCGAAUUAUCAUUUGAGACAGAACAUGUUCUUUUGCAACAUAUGAAGGACAAUCAUAAACCUGGUGAGAUGCCGUAUAUUUGCCAGGUUUGCAAUUAUAGAUCAUCAUCAUUUUCUGAUGUAGAAACUCAUUUCAGAACAUCUCAUGAAAACACUAAGAACUUGCUAUGUCCAUUUUGCCUCAAAGUUAUUAAAAUUGCAACACCCUAUAUGCACCAUUACAUGAAGCAUCAGAAAAAAGGAAUACAUCGUUGUACAAAAUGCAGAUUGCAAUUUUUGACAUGCAAAGAGAAAAUGGAUCACAAGACUCAGCAUCAUCGAACAUUUAUAAAACCUAAACAACUAGAAGGAUUGCCUCCUGGGACAAAAGUUACUAUUCGAGCUUCAGUUGGACCUCUUCAAUCAGGAUCUUCAGUUACACCAUCCAUUAGUGCAAGCACUUCUACCCUUCAGCUUUCACCUCCAAGGACUAAAAAUAUAACUGAUAAAACUCCCACAAAAUUGAAUACAAGUAAACCUAAUACAACCAAAUCCAAUGCAAGUAAACCCAGUGCCAGUAAGCCUAAUGGAAAUAAAUCUAAAUACAAAUCAAAAAUAUCUAAUAUACAAAAGAAACAAAGCACAUUGGCUAGUAGCAAUAAAAAAAGUAAAGUUAAUACAGCAUUGAGGAACUUAAGGUAUCGUCGGGGCGUUCACAAGUGCAUUGAAUGUUGUUCCGAAAUAAAAGAUUUUGCAAACCAUUUUCCUACAUAUGUCCACUGUAGUUUUUGCAGAUACAACACUAGCUGUAGCAAAGCCUAUGUAAAUCAUAUGAUGAGCUUUCAUAGUAACCGUCCAAGUAAAAGGUUUUGUAUAUUUAAGAAGCAUUCAGAACUCAGGGGCAUUACUGUGGUGUGCCUUAAUUGUGAUUUACUAAGUGAUGUUUCUGACUUAGAUAAUAUGGCUACACAUUUAUGUCAACAUGAAACUCACAUUUGCCAAGUUGUAAUGAAGAAAGUUUCUGUUUGUACCCCAACUUCUGAACAUCUUUCUGAAUUAAAAAAUGAAGCUCCCAGUAAGGAACGAGAACCUGAGGCUAAGGAAGUUACAAAACCUAAUAUGACUGAAGGACAAAUACAAAUAUCACAUGCAGAAAGAAAACAUGAUAAAGCUUCUUCAGAAGAAAAAAAUGAAUGUAAUGCAAAUUUAUGUGAAGAUUCGUCAGCAGCAAAAAGUGAAGAAAGCCUCACAGUUUCAGAUAAGGAAAAUGAUCCUUGUCUUACAGACCGGGAAAUUGACUCAAAGACUGUCUCCAAUUAUGAUUCAAAUACUAGUACAGAUGAAAUGGAAAAGGAAAAACAAGUACAGCCUGUUUGUCAGGAAGCAGAACUGAAGAAAUGCACAGAUUCAGAAAAGGUAGUUUCAUGUGAUCAGAAGGAAGAUCUUCACUCCAAUGAAGCUAGUUCUUCAAAGAAUAUUAAGGAUCUGCGCCUGGCAUCUGGUGAUGUUACUAUUGAUCUGUUUCUGAGAAAAAGAGAUGAGCCUAAAUCUGUUAGUUCUGAUGUCAGUGAGCAAGGCAGUGUUCGUUUGGAGCCGUUGACUCCAUCAGAGGUACUGGAGUUUGAAGCUACAGAAAUUCUUCAGAAAGGUAAUGGUGAUCCUGCUGCUAACCCUGAGGAAAGCGUGUCUGAAACAGAUGACAUUCCUGGAGGAAAUAGUCCCGGCACCACAGAGACCACAGUAGACCUGGCAGAUGAAAGAGAAAAAAGUUGAAAUUAGUCUAAGUUUCAGUGUCCCAGUGGAAAGAGCAUUUGCAGCAGCUUAUCAGGUGAGCUCAGUGGCGCUGCAGUGGAGAUCAGAAGCAGAAAUGUGAAGGAGGUCUUUCCUGCACUUCACCCAUCUGUUCAACUUAAGCAAUAAACCGGCCAGUCCACCGAUGUUACCUUGAUUAGGAUGGCUUUCCAGGUUUCUAAAGACAUGAAUAGUGUGUUCAUGAAGGUUAGGUUUGCAGUGGGAAGCUGUCGAUUUAACAGUUUGUGAGGAAGUAGGACUUGGUUGCCAUAUGAAUUUAUUAAAAGAAUUCUGGCCACAUUAGCAAUUUUCAUCAGUUCUAAGCAGAAAGUUAUUAUUGCCUGUAUAUCCUUUUCAGUUAAAGGCAGAGAUUUGAGAGCGUGCACCCUUUGGGAAACAGUAGAUUUAAAGUAAAGGCUGAUUGGCAUUGUUAAUGAAGGCCUUGUUUUGAACAUCAUGCUGGUAAACAGAGCAUGCUUAGAGUGUUAAAUUGACCUGAUGAGAACUUGGGUGAACAUAAACUUAAUUUUGAUUUUAAUUUAACAUUCCAGUCUGUCAGAAGCAUGUAAGCAGAAUAUUUGGAUCUAUGUACCUCCAUACAAGUGUUAGCCUAUCAGGCUGUAAGCUUACCUUGAAAUAAACUUUCAGUGAAAGUAAAAUUAUUAAAAUAUAACUUUAUAUUUGUGCUUUUUGUCAGUGAGUAAGCUGUGCAGAAAUCCCAUGUAGUAGAAACCUAUUGUUGAAACUCCUGUAGUUAUUAUGCUUUUAAUAUUGUUUUGAAGAAUUUUAGAAAUAGGCCCAUAAAAAAGGUCUGGAAGCCAAAGCAAAGUCUGGUAUAAUGUAGAUAUUAUAAAGCAGUAAACUGAAAACAUGUCUGGGCAUGGAUUCAGCUAUGUUUAAUUGACUUUUCUUUGACUGUAAAAUAAUAACUUCAAAUGGGACCUAAUUUGGUGAUGUAAAAAUUGGUUUUGGGAAUUGAGCCUGUUUGUCCAUAAGAUGGCUGUUACAUUGAUUUUUUCCAUUUUUUUAUCAUCUAGAAAAUAAAUAAUAGAUACAGAAAUAAUAUGAAAACCAGUAGUUUGUUCUGAAGUACUAAUAAGCUUUUAUUUAAAAAGCUACAUUUUAACUUCUUAAAAUGUGCUUUAAAUCCCUAGAUUUUGUUUCACUGAAUGUUAAAUGUUUUAAAUGGCUAUUAAAAUUCUGCUGUAUAUAGUAGUUUUUGAGUAAAUGUUUGCAAUAAAAAUUUGUCUCUGAAUAA